This is a messenger RNA of Carica papaya (papaya), 2213 nucleotides long. RefSeq names its product BTB/POZ domain-containing protein At2g24240. Gene Ontology annotation, molecular function: protein binding. Lineage: Eukaryota; Viridiplantae; Streptophyta; Magnoliopsida; Brassicales; Caricaceae. The record is from RefSeq and is a predicted model, not a curated record. Gene Ontology annotation, biological process: protein homooligomerization.
GAUCAAAACGAGUCAAGUUAGUUUCUUUCCUAUUUAAAAUCUAAUCCAGCCGCUCGAUUUCUCCAAAUCUUCUUCGUCAAUUCUCACGAUAUGACAAUGAAAUCAAUCUGUCUUUAACACCCAGAUCUCAAUUUCAUCGAUUUUGGUCGUUUUUUCCUCUUUAUUUGAUAGAUUUUCCCUCUGUUUUCGGCUUCUCAGCUUGGUUGGCUGCAGGAAGAAACUCGUCUUCUAGACUUCUCUGUUGAAGAAGAAGAAACGAGUUUUCUUUUUCGCGAGUUUACGGAUUCUUUUUCCACGCUGUCCAUCUUCGUCCUGUGACGCGUUUGGAUUCUGUUUAUAUUAUCAGUUAGUUGAUGUUUUGAUGAUGAGUUGCUCUUCUGGUUUCGAGCAUAUCCAAUUAAUUCCAUAAAUUUCUCCCAAUUUCCCUGGAAAAUUUUCUUAUUUUCCCUCAUCUUUACGUCUUCAAAUAGUAAUUUUCCAUCUCUGUGCUCAUAACGUCUCAUUUUUUUUUGCCAAAAUUUCAAUUCCUCUGUACACAUCAUACUCUCGGAAUCCCUCAAAUUCUUGAUGAGAAACCGAUGAUGGGUAUCCAAAAAGACAGGGUCAAAUUCAACGUAGGAGGCAGAAUCUUCGAAACGACUGCUACGACGCUCGCCAACGCAGGCCGGAAUUCAUUCUUCGGUGCUUUGUUCGAUGAAAACUGGGAUUUGUUGCAGGCAAACAGCCCCCAAGAAUUCUUCAUCGACCGAAAUCCAGACUGCUUCGCCGUCCUCCUCGAUCUUCUCCGCACGGGAGAUCUUUACAUUCCCGCCAACGUCCCCGAACGGCUCCUUUACAGAGAAGCCCUCUUUUACGGCCUGAUUGAUCACGUUCGAUCCGCUAAAUGGGGCCCUUUCGAUGGCAACAGGCUAUGCCUUGCACGGUCCAUCACGGGCUGCGCGCCGGGAGACGGCACGGCCAUUCGGGCCUCCCCCGAUGGCGGCUGCUGUGUGGCGCAUGGCAGUGUGGUGCAUGUGUUCGACUGGAUGUUAGAAGAGCAUCCGCCAAUCAAUCUUGACUACCAGAGAGUCAAUGACAUGGGCUGGAUCAAUCCAGCCAAUGUUGUGAUCAGCGCUUGUGAGCGACUUGGCCGUGGAGAUGGCGGCAUGGGGCUGUUCAGCUCGUCUACUGGUGAGCUGAAGUACAAGUUUCAGGUCAGCCAUGAGAAUCAACUCAAGAGUUACACAGCUGGGGCUUUGAGUUUCAGUCAUGACUACAAGAUUUUCGCCAGCUGCAAAGGGAGGAGUAAUGAAUAUGGAGUUGGAGUUUGGGACCAAGUGACAGGAAAACAAGUAGAUUUUUUCUAUGAAGGCCCAGGUUGGUCACUUGGUGAUGCUGAUAAGCUUCAAUGGUUAAAUGGGAGUAAUUGCUUGUUGGUUGCCACUUUGUUUCCCAGAAAAGAUAACUGUUAUAUUAGCUUACUUGAUUUUAGGGAGAAGAAGAUGGUGUGGUCUUGGUCUGACAUUCUAGCUCCUUUAACUGUUGAUGAGAAGAGGGUAAGAGAUGCCAUAGCCAUGGAGGAAAGUAACUCUAUCUGUGUUGUGAAUGAGUACGAGGAUUUAGGGUUUAUUGACUUGAGAAGCUGGGGAGGUAGUGUGAGGUGGAGCUCAAGAAGUAGGUUGAUGAAGGGGAAGAUGCCUGAUGAGCCUUGUUAUCCAAAGCUUGCAUUGCAUGAAGGACAGUUAUUCUCAUCCAUGAAUGACUGUGUUUCAGUUUUCUGUGGACCUGACUGGGUGCUAACAUCUCGGCUUCGAAGAAGCUAUGGAGGUUCAAUAUGUGAUUUCUCCAUAGGUGGGGAUCGGCUUUUUGCCUUGCAUAGUGAGGAGAAUGUGUUUGAUAUAUGGGAGACUCCACCGCCUCCAAUUAUAUGAUUCUUGUCAUUGUUUAUUUCCUUUUCUUUGAUCUGGGUAUUUUUACAUUCUGAUACAAAUAGAUUUCCUCGUCUUCGUUUUAGGUUUUCAGAAGGUAAGAGAUUGAACUACCAGCUACACAUGAUAGAGAUAGAGAAGUUACCGAAAAAACAAAACCUUUAGAUGUUGAUUAGCGUGUUUGUGUAUUGUACAGAGUUUGUUCAUUUUUAAAACAGAAAUGAUAUUACUAGCUCAGCUACCCAUAUAUUUGCUUAUGGUAACAGGGAAAUGAAAUGAUUUAUCAGCUGUCACAGCUUUGAAUUU